Messenger RNA from Diachasma alloeum, 1649 nucleotides. It is a transcript of the gene SPARC, whose product is annotated as SPARC. Gene Ontology annotation, molecular function: calcium ion binding; collagen binding; extracellular matrix binding. The transcript has 6 exons. The record is from RefSeq and is a predicted model, not a curated record. Lineage: Eukaryota; Metazoa; Arthropoda; Insecta; Hymenoptera; Braconidae. Gene Ontology annotation, biological process: anatomical structure development. The coding region runs from base 27 to 1058 and encodes 343 amino acids.
AUCAGAAUGGGGUAGCGUAGGCAGCGAUGAGAUCACUUGGAUUGGAUGCUGUGGUGCAGACUUUGAGGGCUAAAUCGAGUACGCAGUCAGCAUCGAUCUACCGGACGUUUAACAACCAUUUUUCCCUCUUCGUGCAUAAGACAAUAACAAUCAGCACUAAAGGAAACGAGAUAUCCAAGAUGGGAACGAAGCUGCAAUUGAUGGUGAUUAUUGUGCUCGUUGGAGCACUAAUCACCGAUGUAUCAGCAGAAAGAAGGAGAAAGAGUCGUCGCCGAACAACGACAACGGAAUCUCCAUUCCAGCAGGAAGUGAUGAACAUGCUGGAGGCGGACGAGGCCGCGGAGAGCGGAAGUGCCGAGUCAGUGGAGAAAAAGAAGCAGCCAAUGCUAGUUGACCCAUGCAUGGACAAGCACUGCGGCGCUGGGAGAGUUUGCAAGUCGACUGAAAUGGGUACAGCCGAGUGUGUCUGUGUGGACUCGUGCGAUGAGGAGAUCGACCCCAGGCGCAAGGUCUGCACAAAUUACAAUGAGACCUUUGGCAGUGACUGCGAGGUUUAUCAGGCCCGAUGUUUCUGCGAUACUAAUGACGCUAGGUGCCGCGGGCCAGAGUAUCAGCAUGUGCAUAUUGAGUAUUAUGGAGGAUGUCGUCAAAUGCCGAUGUGCAAAGAGGAGGAUAUGCUCGAUUUCCCCAGGCGCAUGCGGGACUGGCUCUUCAACAUAAUGCGCGAUCUAGCCGAUCGUCAGGAGCUACCGUCCCACUACCUAAAAAUGCAACGCGAGGCCGAGACGAAUUUGACUCUACGCUGGACUAAUGCGGCUAUCUGGAAAUGGUGUGAUCUUGAUGGUCAUCCACACGAUCGCGCCAUUUCACGUCACGAACUCUUUCCCAUUCGUGCACCCCUUAUGGCCUUGGAGCACUGCAUUGCACCAUUCUUGGACGGUUGUGAUGCUGAUAAUGACCAUAAAAUUACCCUCGCCGAGUGGGGAAGGUGUCUUCAAUUGGAUGAGGGCGAUUUGGACGAUAAAUGUGAUGAGAUUGCAGGGGCUAAUCUAGAUUAAAGCAUUCUCACAAGAUCGUAAUGGCAAAUUGAUAGUGGUCAGUAAAAUGAGAUGAAUCAACGCAACUUUGAGUCGAGUAUUUCAUCAACAUCAUUGAAAUUUUCUCCCCCAGAAUUGGAGAUCUUCAACGAUAACUGAUCUUAAAGUGAAAUUGAUUCAUGUCGUCACUCCACAGGCAGAAAAAAAUGAGUAAUGAAAAUUUUCAUAUCAUCGAAAUGUUUUUGGCAUGAAAAAAAGUUGGCGGGAAAGAUAACAAGUCCAGGUGCCCAACGAGCGCGCAAUCAUGGACGCGCACAUCCCCGGACGACUCUCAUCGAUACUGCAACCCCCAGAAUCAGUAAUAGCGAAAACUGGAUGUGUUAUCAGCUCUUUUUUCCUCUUCCAGCGACCUGAUUACAUUGAUAAUAAUGCAGUCCUUGCGAUCUUGGGGCUUUCCGUUUUUAGAGAAUGUCAUUUGAUUUUUAAUUUUACCCCACAUUGGAUGCAAUUGACAUUUACAGUUCUAAAGUAUUUCUAUUCAUUUAUAUACGAUGAUUUUUUUAUUAUUGACCAGUUAUUUCUGUUAAUAAAGAGUAACCAAAGAUGAUUGUC